AUAAUAAAGGUACAAAGUUUCUCUCAGAGUCAGAAUUAAAGUUACCAAAAUCACUUAAAGACAUGUUGUUGAAAUUGGUGAAGAAAGUGAAUUGGGAUAAAGAGAAACGUACAAAAAUUCAAACAGUUGGAAUAAUUCAUGCUGACAAUCCCAAGAGGUACAUCUGCAGGCUUCAACGUGGUGAAUUGAUGGAAGUUCCAGAUAAUGAAGAAAAUUUUCCUUCCAUUCUUACAAUUCUCGCAUCUGUUCUAAACAUAAAGUUAAGUCAAACAGAAAAUGCCGAGCUCAAGAAUGAAAUUGCAAAAUUAAAACGAGCUGUUAAGAAUAUUGAAAAGCAAAAUCGAAUAGAUACUAAUGAUUUAAAAUCUUCAGAAUAUUCCACUCCAUUACCUAACAAGAGUUGUUCAAAUGGUGAAAAUGCACAGAUUAAAAAUUCUUCAACUCACCAUGAAGCAGAUAAAUCUAUGACUAGCACUGACUUAGUGGUUAACACAAUUUCCGAUGCAUCUAACCUUAGUGAAACUUGCUCCAGAAAAUCUAAAUCAUUAGAAGAUAAAGAAAUUGAUGUCUUUUUAGAUUCAGAAAAUAAAAAAAGGGUUAGUAAUGAGAUAAGGCAGAGGAAUAAGGAAAAAAAGCUAUUACGUAGUAAUGAAGUUUCCAUUUCUCAGGAUCAAGACUUAUCUUUAAUUAAUCAGGAUACUUCAACAGAAUCUGAAAAGACAAUAACAUCCUCAUCAUUAUGUGAUGCAAAAACUGUGACAAAAUAUCACGAUCUUAACAAUUCUGACACUUCCUCCGAAAUGCUUGAAUCAGAUGAUCAAAUCGUAGAAGGUUUAAUACAAGAGAUAACUUAUCCAGGUUCUUUGCAAAGUUUAUCUGACUUAUUUGAUAAAGCAAUUAAAUUGGAUCAAAAACAAAUUUUGUGCUGGUAUUAUUAUUCUCUGGAAUUCGAAAAUAAGAUGACUUCAAAAACCAUGACAAAAUGUCACGAUCAGACUAAUUCCGAA
Messenger RNA from Diversispora eburnea, 1007 nucleotides. The record is from the annotation of a GenBank genome assembly. Lineage: Eukaryota; Fungi; Glomeromycota; Glomeromycetes; Diversisporales; Diversisporaceae.